UAAGUCAUGCUGCCUGUGAGUGUGUGUGUGUGUGUGUGUGUGUGUGUGUUUGUGUGGUGAUGUCUAGUGAGCAGGCGCAUGCUGAGGCUGCUGGUGGCAGCAGGCAGCGGCGCAGGAGCAACUCGAGACGAGGCAGUGAGCUGGAGCUGGAGCUGACCCCCAAAGUUUCCCCCAUGUACCCAGAGGAGGGGGGCAUCUCCUCCACUGUCCACUUCCUGGAUGGAGCUUAUGAGUACCACAACCCAGCCUCCGGCGUCGGAUCAUCCCCUGUGGGCUUUUACCCACCGCCUCCGGACCCCCAGCUGCCCCUGGCCGAAGAAACUCUUCAGUCUCUGGCCAGUGGGUCGGCCAGUCCACUGGUGUUUGUGUCCUCCAGCCCCCAGCCACCCACCUAUCUGACUCACGCUGGGGGUCAGCAACAGGUGCCCUACUACCUGGAGCCUUCGGCCAGCUCUGUCUACAGGUCCAACGUAUUAGCCAAUCAGCAGGCAGGAGUACGGGAGGAUCUGUGCAGUGCCACCGACAGGCAGGACAUGUACACUGCAGCAAGAGCCUCAGGAGCGUUUGAGCUGGUGAAGGAGACGCGCUACUGUGCUGUGUGCAGUGACUACGCAUCAGGAUACCACUACGGUGUGUGGUCCUGUGAGGGCUGCAAGGCCUUCUUCAAGAGGAGCAUACAAGGUCACAAUGACUAUGUGUGUCCAGCAACCAACCAGUGUACCAUUGACAGAAACCGCAGGAAGAGCUGCCAGGCCUGCCGUUUACGCAAAUGCUAUGAAGUGGGAAUGAUGAAAGGAGGCCUGCGUAAGGAGCGCGGGGGUCGCAGCUUGAGGCGAGAGAGGAGGCGGGGUGGGGUGGAGAAGCGUGAGCGGACUUACAGUGAGAUACCCGGACGUCCUGAGCUGAGGUCCUCCGCUCUGCAGGACAGCAGGAGGAGCCGCAGUGCGCUCUGCAUGAACCCAGAGCAGGUCUUGCUGCAGCUGCUGGGGGCAGAACCGCCCACGCUCUGCUCCCGCCAGAGACACAGCCGCCCCUACACUGAGGUCACCAUGAUGACCCUGCUAACCAACAUGGCUGACAAGGAGCUCGUCCACAUGAUCGCCUGGGCCAAGAAAGUGCCUGGCUUCCAGGAGCUCUCUCUGCAUGACCAGGUGCAGCUGUUGGAAAGCUCCUGGCUGGAGAUUCUGAUGAUUGGACUCAUCUGGAGGUCUCUUCAUUCUCCAGGAAAACUCAUCUUUGCACAGGACCUCAUUCUUGACAGGAAUGAAGGCGACUGUGUGGAGGGCAUGGCGGAGAUAUUCGACAUGCUUCUGGCUACUGUGGCUCGCUUUCGUGCACUCAAACUCAAGUCUGAGGAGUUUGUCUGUCUCAAAGCCAUCAUACUGCUCAACUCUGGUGCGUUCUCUUGCUGCUCCACGCCUGGGGAACCGCUGAGGGACAGCUACAUGGUGCAGUGCAUGCUGGACAACAUCACUGACGCACUCAUACACUACAUCAGCCAAUCAGGCAUCUCUGUGCAGCUGCAGUGCCGCCGGCAGGCCCAACUCCUGCUGCUGCUCUCCCACAUCAGACACAUGAGCAACAAAGGUAUGGAGCACUUGUACAGCAUGAAGUGCAAGAACAGAUUUCCCCUGUAUGAUCUGCUGCUGGAGAUGCUGGACGCGGCUCGCCUCCGAUCCCCCAGUAAAGUGACCCGGAACUGGAUGCAAAGCGAGAGGGACUCCCCUUCAACCACCUCCACCAGCCGCAGUAGCAGCAGCAGCCUCUCCGCAUGCCCAGGGGUCUUACAGCCAAACCCGGCCCAUCCUGACCAAAGCCUUGAAUGAAGUUCCACAUACUCACAAGAACUUACAGUUCAAUAUAUGUUCAAAAAAUACAAAAAACAGGUUAUGUAAAUGGCACUAAUUAGUGCUGAGUUUGGAGACUGUCCAUUCUGGCUGAAUGUAGAUCAUUCAAGUCUGAACAGGACUGCAGUCAGGUCCUCUUCAUUCUCCUAGAAAACAGACUUCGUCCUUGUUUCAGCUGCCUGGAAAUAUUUGCAUUACUUCCAGCGUGUUUUUUUUUUCUAAAGCCAGCUGGACAAGCAGAACGUAGAAAAGAAGUGUAACCUGCUGUAAGGACUGAAAAACUGUACAGUGGAAAAAUAAUUUACUCUGUAAACAACAGAACAUGCAAUCUGCUUAAAGCUGCAAUGCCUAUGUUCAGACUGCUGGCCCAAAUCUGAUUUUAGGCAUAUCUGGAUUUUAUUUAGAUGGAUUUUUGUUAGUCUGGAUAGCCGGAAACUACAUAAAAUCAGAUCCAAACCACAUUUGGACUGAAAUACGAUUACAAUCCAAUUAAUAUAAAUGAGUCUUAGUCUGGUCGUUCAAAACAUGACAAAAGAGUUCCUCAUUAAAUCCAGAGUGACAGAAAUGCAGGGGUCCAAGAAGAGUGCCAAAUGUUAGUUACUGAUGCCAACCUUAUUACAACAGAUACCCAGGUAGAUAGACUUGUGACUUGUGUUCAGACAUGCAAAUCUAAUCUGAUCACCUGCAAAUAACAGAAUUUAAAAAACAAAUUCGAUUUUCCUGCAGUCUGAACAUAACCAUAGAGAUGAAAAGAGCUUUAAAUGGUUAUUUGAACAAUUAUAUAGAAUAACUACUUUUGGCUGCCUAAAGAACCAUGUUUUACUGGAGAUUUGUGGUGUGUGCAUCACUGUUCUUUAGAUCUUUAAAAGAUUCUUCACACUCACACACGCAUCAAUAUUACAAACAGUCGCUCAAAGAACCCACUGUAGCACCUUUAAUUCUUCAGUUUUUGUGGCUCAGAUAUAGCAAAGGACCAAAUUCUGUCACAUUCUUUAGGACAUUUAUUCCAAACCCUGAUCCUGGAAAAAACUCUGCACCUACUCCCAUAUCUUUUAGUGUGAGCCUCAUUAACAAGGAUCAAACUUGCAAUUUUUAGUGGUUAAUUCAUACUCUCAUUCGUUUUUACCUUUAACAGUUGUGAACACAGUCCUCUCAUUUGAAUGUGGACCAAAAGUAGACCAAGACACUUGAGAGCACAUGUUUUCAAUCCAGUGACCCCAAAUAAAGUCUGGAGUGGUUAGUUGUGGUGAGAAUGUGAACUGACCUUGAUCUGACCCAACUACAAGAUUUACUCCACAAGUUUGAGCUAAAUGUUGUAUAACACAGAAUUAGGGACAAGUCCAGAACACAGGACCUUUUUCUUUUGUAUUUACUUUCUCGCUCUGCCCCCCAAACAGCCCUGACCAAAAAGUGGAGACAACAUUCUCGCAUGGUGUCUUGAGAUGCAUUUUGGUGCACUUGGAUUUUUCCCUGUGUGAAAAUAAACCAAAACGCUCCAGGUUUACAAACGUGUUACUGAUUUAGAGCAGAGCAGAAAAAUGUAGGUGUGAAUGCAGAUUUAGUGUAGGACAGGGAAUCUCCAGGAACAGGGUUGGGAACCUGUGCAUUACUAGACUACAUUACUUUUACAACAGCGUUCAACUUGUAUGAGAUUAAUAGAGGAACAGAUGACAGUUUAAUGACUUUAUAUAUUGACAGUAUGCUACGUUUAUUGCAGUGUCACAGUGCUUCAGUUUUCUGCUUUUCUUCUCAGUGCUGCACUGAUAAUCCAGCCUGUCACAAUAGGGCUACACAUGUGGAACCACACUGCUUGUAAGGUUGCCAUGUACAGUAUUUUUGCUGUUCUGUUAUAUUGUGACAACUAUUGUGGAGGAAUUAAUGCCUUAAACUCAACCACAGCUUCAUUCUGGUCUGAGGACUGAGACACAAAGUGCAUUACUAAUAUUUGCUUUUUGUUCUGCUCAUCAUGUAAAUUCAUUCACAUAACAGUUUUACUGAAUUAGCUUUAAAAAUGAAUGUACUGCCUUUAGCAGCUUCAAGACCUGGUGUUUCAUAAAGUCAGUCUGUGUAUUAAUUUAUGUAUUAAAGAAAAGGGAUUCUGGUGAUGGAAAUGAUUGUUUUUAUGGGACCAUAAAAAAUAAAGUCAGUAAACAAACCAA
Messenger RNA from Astyanax mexicanus (Mexican tetra), 4006 nucleotides. It is a transcript of the gene esr1, whose product is annotated as estrogen receptor 1. Gene Ontology annotation, molecular function: zinc ion binding; DNA-binding transcription factor activity; sequence-specific DNA binding. Gene Ontology annotation, cellular component: nucleus. The transcript has 8 exons. Gene Ontology annotation, biological process: steroid hormone receptor signaling pathway; regulation of DNA-templated transcription. Bases 60 to 1826 code for a protein of 588 amino acids. NCBI's taxonomy places the organism in Eukaryota, Metazoa, Chordata, Actinopteri, Characiformes, Acestrorhamphidae. The record is from RefSeq and is a predicted model, not a curated record.